Meleagris gallopavo (turkey) is the source of this 3750-nucleotide messenger RNA. The record is from RefSeq and is a predicted model, not a curated record. Lineage: Eukaryota; Metazoa; Chordata; Aves; Galliformes; Phasianidae.
AAUGUGCUGGGUGUCUGGAUUAUUUGUACACUGUCAAACUUUAAUUAAGAUACCUGAGAUAAAGAUUACCCUUAUAGGACAGGACAGCAGCAUGGGCACCUUGUGAAUAAGGAGCUGUGUGAGAGCAAAGGGCAGCCUGGCUCCCAAAAGUACUAUUCAGCACAAGAGGUUUCACUUCAAACUCAGCACAGCUGGAGGAGAGCAAUGCUUUGGGCUGCUUCUGUUCCUGGGCUGUUAGUUUUGUUGUUACUGCUUGCUGGAUUGAGCUGUGAAUCAAACCACUAUGAAAAAAGAGGCAGAAAAGAAACGUUUAUGAUGAACAGCCUCGUCUGUCCUCAGAGCAGGGCAACCUGGUGUUCCAUGCUGGCUCCAGCAAAAAUAUUGAAUUUAGAACCGGACCACUGGGGAAAAUAAAGCUUAAUGAAGAAGAUCUUGCAGAAAUGUUUAGUCAGAUGAGAGAAAACAAAGCAGAGAUUCAAGAACUUAAGAAAGCCAAUGAAGUCUCUCAGAACGUGUCCCACCAAGUCUCUCUGCUUGCUUCCAAGGUCACAAAUCUUGACAUGAAACUUCAAAGCUUAGAGCAGACUCUGCAGAGGAAAGCCUGCAGCAGCAACCCCUGUGAGAACUCGGGGACCUGCGUGAACUUGCUGGAUGGUUUCUUUUGCCUCUGUCCCAGCAACUGGAAGGGCCUCCGCUGCUCAGAGGAUGUUAAUGAAUGCCAGAUUUAUGCUGGAACAGCGCUGGGCUGCCAGAAUGGAGCCACUUGUGUGAACACAGCAGGCAGCUACAGCUGCUCCUGCACUCCAGAAACCUAUGGUCCCCGCUGUGCCUCAAAGUUUGAUGACUGCCAGGGUGGAUCUCAGACACUCUGUGGGCAUGGUACCUGUGUUGAUGCAGAACGAGACACCCCCAACAAACCCAAGUACAGCUGUAUCUGUGACGCUGGCUGGAUGUCCCCUCCUGGCAGCCCCACCUGCAGUGCUGAUAUAGAUGAAUGCAGCCUUCCUAACCCUCCGUGUUCACAGAAUCCACUUGUGCAGUGCCACAACACACUUGGCUCCUACUCGUGUGAUCUCUGCCCCACAGGCUGGCAAGGAAAUGGCUACAGUUGCCAAGACAUUGAUGAAUGUGAAAGUGAUAAUGGAGGUUGUUCAAUAGCACCAAUGGUUCAAUGUAUCAACACAAUAGGAUCCUUCCGCUGUGGAGUCUGUCCACCAGGUUAUGAGGGAGAUGGACAAACAUGUACCCAGGUUGAUAGCUGCUCAAUAAAUAAUGGAGGGUGCCAUCCAUUGGCUACUUGUACCUCUACUCCAGGACUAAUGCCAUUUUGUUCGUGCACAUCUGGGUACACUGGAAGUGGAUAUGGGCCAAGUGGGUGCUCUCCUCUUACUGAUAUCUGUCAGCUGCAAAACCCUUGUGUAAAUGGUCAGUGCUUGGCAGUGACCUCUGGAUAUUUCUGCCUGUGCAGCGCAGGCUGGACAGGCUCUAACUGUACAGAGAACAUCGAUGAAUGCGUUAGCAACCCGUGCCAGAAUGGUGGAAGCUGCACUGAUGGGAUCAAUGGUUACACCUGUGAGUGUACCAGUGCCUGGACAGGACCACAAUGCCAGACUGCCCAGCAUGCUUGUGGAGAAUAUCUUUCAGGAUCCAGGGGGACUUUCAGUUACCCUAACAACCCAAGCAGCCAGCGCUAUGAUAAUGGGGUCAGCUGUGCCUGGGUUAUUCAAACUGCUCCCAGCAAGAUUCUGCAUAUUACUUUCCCAUUCUUCCAACUGGAGGCAAGUACUGACUGUAACUCUGACUUCCUUCAAAUCCACGAUGGGGCUUCAGCGUCAAUGCACAUGCUGGGAAAAUACUGUGGUUCUGACCCUCCUGCAGAGCUUUUCAGUUCCCACAAUUCCCUUUAUCUUUGGUUUCACUCAAAUCAUGCCAUUACUGCUGGAGGUUUUACUGUUCAGUGGGAUUCUCGAGAUCCUGAAUGCGGUGGUGAGCUAACAGGUACUUAUGGCUCAAUAAGCUCUCCAGGGUACCCUGGUAACUAUCCUGUAAACAGAAACUGUUUCUGGACCAUUUCAACUAAUCCUGGCCUCCUCAUUACUUUUGCUUUUGGCACACUAAGCCUAGAACACCAUGAGAACUGCAGUUAUGACUAUUUAGAGAUUCGAGAUGGUCUUCUUUCACAAGACUCUCUCCUUGGUAAAUACUGUAGCACUGGAUCUCCACCCCCACUCCAAACCACUGGACCAUAUGCAUGGAUUCACUUUCACUCUGAUGAUGUGGUUACUGAUAAGGGCUUUCACAUUGUCUAUACAACAUCAGCUGCAGGUCUAAGUUGUGGAGGAAACUACACUGAUAGCGAAGGGGUUAUUACAUCUCCGUUCUGGCCUAAUCCUUUUAUCAACAGUCAACAAUGUAUCUACAUUAUCAGACAACCAGAGGGUGAAAAGAUACACCUUAAUUUCACACAUUUGGAGCUGGAGAGCCACGCUGGUUGUUCACUGACUUAUAUCGAGGUUCGAGAUGGUGACAGUGAGACGUCUUCUCUGAUUACCAAAGUGUGUCACAGUACAGUUAUAUUUCCAAUCACUUCUACCAGCAACAGUCUCUGGAUCAAGUUCAAGUCUGAUGGUUCUGUGCAAAGGGCUAGCUUCAGGGCUGUUUACCAAGUUGCCUGUGGAGGCUCCCUGUCUGGAGAAGGCACUAUCCGUUCACCUUACCACCCAAGGAUGUCCUCCCAGCCAAAGACCUGUGAGUGGAUCAUCUCCCAGCCAGUGAACAAAGUGGUGAUUCUUAACUUUAUCGACUUUGACAUUCGAAAUACAACAACUUGUGACUCAGACUAUGUUGAGAUCAGAGACGGCAAUAACACAGAAUCUCCUCUUUUGGGGAAAUAUUGUGGCACAGCUGUACCAUCUAGAGUGCAAUCUACAAGGAACAAUCUCUAUAUCAAAUUCAGAGCUUCCUCUCUUACCAACCUUGGCUUCAGAGCUCAGUACUGGCCAUUAGAUACAAUAUGCGGGGAGUCUCUCACUGGAUCAGAAGGAACAAUUACAAGUCCUGGUUACCCAGAUGUCUACCCACAUGGUAUUAAUUGUACCUGGACCAUCAACAUUCAACCUGGCUACCUUAUUCGCCUGACAUUCGCUUCAUUUAACUUGCCAUUUGAUAGCAGCUGCAGAAUGGAUUACCUUGAAAUAUAUGACAACAGCACUAUGCAAAAAUUGGGAAGGUACUGCGGAAGAUCAAUUCCACCAUCUCUUACUAGUGGUGGCAACGUGAUGAUGUUGUACUUUGUGACCAAUAGCAGCAUUUCUUCUGAGGGCUUCUCAGCUAAUUAUAUCUCCUUGCAUGAAUCAGAAGGUAAAAUGUCAGUAUGUCAUUAUGCAAAUUAAACGUUUCCAGUUGUCACUGUAAAUAACCACUGUAAGAAACAGAAACUUUAUUUUCUGUGUUAACGUAAGACUGCGUGGUGCCUCCUUUACCCCCUUCUUAUUUAUAGCUACUUGAUUCAGAAAGCAUUUUCCUCUCUGGAAAUAUGACCAACGCAGAAAGCAAUUUAUGUAAGCAAUACUGCUGUUUUCCUUACAGUCAGUAAGAGCUGACGUGGUAGAAAUUAUUUCCUGAAUUUGUUCUGUCCACUCCAAGCUGAGCUGGGUGAUGUAGGAAAAUUCACUUUAAUGGAAAGACACCUGAAUAUCUCAGGUGCCAUACAAAUUAGUUUAGCUUCUAUUUGGGUACAGUGUUGACUGU